Messenger RNA from Aspergillus fischeri NRRL 181, 1650 nucleotides. Its product is annotated as MDR family MFS transporter. Lineage: Eukaryota; Fungi; Ascomycota; Eurotiomycetes; Eurotiales; Aspergillaceae. The record is from RefSeq and is a predicted model, not a curated record. The transcript has 2 exons. The coding region runs from base 1 to 1650 and encodes 549 amino acids. Gene Ontology annotation, molecular function: transmembrane transporter activity. Gene Ontology annotation, biological process: transmembrane transport.
AUGGCUGAGAAAAGUUCCUCUAGCGAUGACGCAGAGCCCAAGUACGAGUAUCCGUCUGGGCUGGCGGUCACCCUGAUCCUCACAUCAGUUACCCUGGCCUAUUUCCUAUUCUUCCUCGACCUUGCCGUCCUUUCCACUGCCACGCCGGCCAUUACCUCCGAGUUCGACUCGUUGGUGGAUGUCGGUUGGUAUGGCGGCGCCUACCAGCUUGGAAGUGCAGCGUUCCAGCCUUUGACCGGCAAGAUUUACAGCCAGUUUUCCAUCAAGUGGACCUUCCUUGCCUUUUUUAUUCUCUUCGAGAUAGGGUCUGCGAUCUGCGGAGCGGCGCAGUCGUCGCCCAUGUUCAUCGUCGGCCGCGUCAUCGCAGGCGUCGGAUCUGCUGGUGUGGCCAACGGCGCAGUGACGACCAUUUCCGCUGUCCUUCCAACAAAGAAACAGGCACUUUUCAUGGGGCUCAACAUGGGUAUGGGCCAGUUGGGCCUGGCGACGGGGCCCAUCAUCGGAGGGGCUUUUACCACAAACGUGUCCUGGCGGUGGUGCUUUUACAUCAAUCUCCCUCUGGGCGUUGUCGUCGGCGGAUUUCUUCUCUUCCACACGAUUCCCGAACCGAAACCCAAGAGUCCGCCCCUGGAGAUUCUCGGCACCGCCAUCAAGUCUCUGGAUCUUCCCGGUUUCAUGCUCAUCUGUCCCGCGGUGGUUAUGUUCCUCUUGGGGCUACAGUUUGGCGGGAACCAACACCCUUGGAACAGUUCCGUGGUAAUCGGCUUGCUAGUCGGCGCUGCCGUCACCUUCGGCCUCUUCCUGGUCUGGGAGCAUCGUCGAGGAGACAAGGCCAUGGUGCCAUUUGCCAUGCUCAAACACCGCGUCAUCUGGUCGACCGCAAUGACCAUGUUCUUCAGCCUGUCCAGUGUCCUGGUGGCGGAUUUCUACAUUGCCAUUUACUUCCAGGCAAUCCGCGACGACUCGCCCUUGAUGAGCGGCGUGCACAUGCUCCCAGUCACGCUCGGCCUGGUUCUCUUUACCGUGGUCUCUGGCGCCCUCAUCUCCAUUUUGGGCUACUAUCUUCCCUUUCUUCUUGCCGGCGGUGCCAUCUCGGCAGUGGGCUACGGGCUCCUGUCGACCCUCAAUCCUACGACCUCGGUUGCCAAAUGGAUCGGGUACCAGAUUCUCUACGGUGUUGCAAGUGGUUGCACGACGGCAGCUCCCUACAUAGCUAUCCAGAACCUCGUGUCUCCAGCGCAGAUCCCUCAGGCCAUGGCGAUUAUCAUUUUCUGGCAAAACAUUGGGGCGGCUACCUCUCUGAUCGCCGCAAACGCCAUUUUCAGCAACAGCCUUCGUCAUCAGCUUCAGGAGCGUGUGGCAGAGAUCGGCCUCGCGCCAGACGCCAUCGUCGCUGCGGGAGUCCGCUCCAUCCGGGACCUGGUGUCUGGCUCGCAGCUGGCUGCGGUGCUUGAGGCCUACGCUAAAAGUAUCGACCACGUCAUGUACCUCGGUCUGGCGGUCAGCCUUGCGGUCUUGAUCUUUGCUCCGGGACUCGGAUGGAAGGAUAUUCGCAAGGUCAAGGAUCUUCAGGUUAUUGGCAGCGAGUCCGCUGACAGUGGUGAUCAAGAGUUGGUUGAGACGAGUAGAGUUAUCCCAGCAAUGGCUUAG